UGUUGAUGAAAACUGUCUCUACAUCAGCUUGAGAUGCAGCAGAAGCAGCAUCUGCUCAGGAGCCGCGGGGCCUGCGAUAUUGUUGGUUGUUGGUAAUCGGCAAGUCUCCAGAUGUAGUCGAAGGAGCAUCACGUUUCCCCCACUGGUCCACAUACCCCCCCACUGCAUGGCUUCGCUUGCUGGUGUCUCACACCGUGUCUCCAUAGCCCCAGUCCUGCACACCCUCAUGCUGGGGUCUCAGGCCUCUCACAGACUGACCAAUGACUGCCUGGAUUGUUCUGCCUGUCAGCCUGUCCGCUUUCUCCAUCACGGGGAUAUGGAUUGUUUACGCCAUGGCAGUAAUGAACCACCAUGUCUGUCCUGUUGAGAACUGGUCAUACAAUUUGACAUGUACAGAGGAAACGGCUAAGAGGGGCUUCCCAAAGACCUGCUGUACUCUUCAAGACAUCCCCCUCAUCAGUAAAUGUGGUUGCUAUCCACCAGAGAGCUGUCUCUUCAGUUUGAUUGGCAACGUUGGGGCCUUUAUGGUGGUUAUGGUGUGCAUGCUGCGUUAUGCUCAAGUGAUUGAACACAGCCAUCAUUGCUGGACCAACACAAGUUCUUUGGUCUCCGGCUGCAUUAAUGCCCUUGGUUUGGUCAUGGUUGGCAACUUUCAGGUCGAUCAUGCCAAGACGCUUCAUUAUGUGGGAGCGGGUGUAGCUUUCCCUGCCGGCUUGCUGUUUGUGUGUCUGCAGUGUGUUCUGACGUACCGUAUAGCAGAGACAGCACUGGACUACUGGAUGGCUCAUGUGCGUGUGGCGCUCUCAGCUGGAGCUCUGGUAUCGCUUGUCCUCAGUGGUAUCUUCUUCGUCCAUGAGAGUUUUGUAUUGCAGCACGCCGCAGCCAUCUGUGAAUGGGUCUUCACCGUCUUGGUCCUGGUGUACUACGGCACCUUCACCUAUGAGUUCGGCACUGUCAACAGCGAUACCAUCAUGGCGGCCUUAAUGAAACGCAGUCAACAUCAUCAUCCAGGGUCAGCGGUCAUCAUGGGGGGUAUUGGGAAGGGUGUUGCGAUGGGAUGUGGUGCCCGCAGUCUCAAGUCACCUGGAGGCAGCAGCACUUCCACACACCUCAACUGUACACCAGAAAGCAUCGCCAUGCUUUAGGGGCUAACCGCUACGGUAUUCUCUCAGACCUCAGCACACAGACUCUUCAACUGGCUCAUGCAAUUGUGAAAAACUGGUACAAGCAAUACAGUAGGUUUACAGACUUGCUGAUUAUAAUCUAAUAGUAAUGACCAGUCAGUCAUAACUAAGGUAUUUUGCAUGAUUUUUUGCAUUCAUGUGUAAGAUAACUGAAAAUACAGCCUCAAUAACCAGCACAGACAAUUCCUUCCCAUAAUUCAAGGGGCCUCUGAUAGAAAUGUUUUAGUUUUCAGUAUAUUAAAACUGCAAUAACUCAUUCCUAAAGGCACAUUCACACUGACAGCAAUUGAACUAUUUAGGGUCAACAAGUGGAUUGUUGGUUGUUAGUAGAAUUUCUGCAUCAGGAAGUCCUAUAGAGUGCUGCAGGGAUUAUGUAUUAUGUAGGCCUGGAAACUUGGAGUAAGCAUUUAAACACUUCCGGUUCCAUCGUCCCAAAUCAAUGGGUUUUUGGUUAAAUGCCCGACAUAAUAUAUGUGGCAAACACAAGCUUGAGAUAUUUUCACGUUUUAUUUUACAACAUAAAAUACAUCAGUAAAU
This is a messenger RNA of Sinocyclocheilus anshuiensis, 1721 nucleotides long. Its product is annotated as transmembrane protein 150A-like. Gene Ontology annotation, biological process: protein localization to plasma membrane. The coding region runs from base 261 to 1145 and encodes 294 amino acids. The record is from RefSeq and is a predicted model, not a curated record. NCBI's taxonomy places the organism in Eukaryota, Metazoa, Chordata, Actinopteri, Cypriniformes, Cyprinidae. The transcript is spliced from 8 exons. Gene Ontology annotation, cellular component: plasma membrane.